AUGUUUUUCAAGGCAAUUGCUAUUUUCGUCUCGGUGAUGUUAAUUCAGAGUAUCACCGGCCAAAGCAUAGGGGUACAUAGCCCCGCUGGUCUUGGGAAUCUUGCAGCUAAUGCCGUAGCAAAUACUGCGAAUGCAGCUGAAGCUGCCGCUGUAGCUGGUAACAACAUGGCAUAUGCAAAUGCAUACCCUGCCAACGUCUACAACCCUAAUGCCUAUGCUCCAAAUGCCUAUCCAUCAUGUUAUGGAAAUUAUGCCAAUCCCAUGGUUGAAGAAAUUCCAAUCGGUCACAAUAUUCCAGGACUUACAUAUGGUUUGACAUUAGCUGAUUUAGCUGCAUCUAACGGUGGAGGUCUACGAGUGAUGAGCUCUUCUCCUAUUGCGCCAACUGGUAUAACUGUUCAAUCAGACAAUAUAGCUAUCGAAGGACCGUUAGCGGUUUCUGGGCAAUUACCAUUUUUGGGCGUUGUGGCAUUGGAAGGUCCUUUACCGGCCACAGGACAAGGUGCGGUGGCUUAUGGGUGUGGAAAUGGAAACGUUGGAAUCGUUAGUGAAGGUGUCAAUGAACCCGCAGCGAUGGCUAAUCCAAACGCGUAUGCCAAUCCAAACGCAUAUGCUAAUCCAAAAGCGUAUGCUAAAGCUAGUGCAUACGCUAAUGCGUAUGGGAACGGGCUGGGUUACAACGGUUAUCCAGCAGGUUUUAAUGCCCCAAUGGGUGCAGUAUACUAG
This is a messenger RNA of Pieris macdunnoughi, 726 nucleotides long. The record is from the annotation of a GenBank genome assembly. Lineage: Eukaryota; Metazoa; Arthropoda; Insecta; Lepidoptera; Pieridae.